AUGGUGGAUCCUGAGAAGACACCGUCGAUCGACGGAUCAACGCCCGGCGCAAGCAAUGUGGAAAUCCCCCAAAUCGAUGAGAAAAAGCGCUCAUUCCACGAAAAGGUCGAUCUCGAAGCGGGAACAAAAACAACCGAAGACGCGAUAGAAAAGGAGGAUGUCGCUCGCGACCCCAACAUUGUCGAUUGGGAUGGUCCCAAUGACCCGGAGAACCCUCUCAACUGGACCAAGAAGCAGAAAGUCAGCGCAACUGUCUCGAUCGCUUUGAUAACAUUCCUGACACCCCUCGGCUCUUCCAUGUUUGCACCCGGCGUCAACCAACUCGUCAAAGAUUUCGAAAUCACAAGCACAGAACUUGCAUCCUUUGUUGUUUCGGUGUACCUGCUCGGGUAUUGCUUCGGUCCUCUUCUCAUUGCGCCUAUUUCGGAACUCUAUGGGAGACGAUGGGUCUACAAUGUCUGCAACAUCUUCUAUGUGAUCUGGACAAUUACCUGUGCUGUCGCGCCGGAUAUUGGCAGCUUGACUGUCUUCCGCUUCUUCGCUGGCUGCGUGGGUAGCUGUCCGUUGACCAUAGGCGCGGGCUCAAUUGCGGAUAUGUUUGCGCAGGAGAAAAGAGGUAGUGCCAUGGCGGCUUGGGCCAUUGGACCCCUCAUUGGUCCUGUUGUUGGUCCCGUUGGUAAAUAUAUUUUUUCCUGCGGGGGAUACCUCGCACAAGCAAAAGGCUGGAGAUGGACCUUCUGGGUGCUCGCUAUGGCUAGCGGCGCCGUGGUAUUCAGCUCCAUCCUGACCAUCAAAGAAUCCUACGCGCCAACUCUCCUAGCCCGCAAAACCAAACGACUCCAAAAAGAAACCGGCAAUCCCAACCUCCGCUCCGCCCUCGACACAGGCCGAACCCCGCGCGACCUCUUCAUCUUCUCCGUCGUACGCCCAACAAAAAUGCUCUUCAUGUCACCAAUCGUCUUCCUUCUCUCGCUCUACGUCGGCGUCGUCUACGGCUACCUCUACCUCCUCUUCACGACCAUCAGUUCCGUCUUCGAAGACCAAUACGGCUUCUCGCAAGGCUCAGUCGGCCUCUCGUAUCUAGGCAUCGGCAUCGGCUCGAUAAUCGGGCUUGUCAUUCUCGGCGCGACAUCCGAUCGCCUGCUGAAGUAUUUGACUGCGAAGAAUGGGGCCAGUAAGCCGGAGUAUCGGCUUCCACCUAUGAUUCCUGGCUCGCUGUUUGUUCCUGCUUCGCUCUUCAUGUAUGGGUGGACGGCGUAUUAUAAAACGCAUUGGAUUGUGCCGAUUAUUGGGACGUCUUUUCUUGGUGUUGGGAUGCUGAUUUCAUUUAUGACUGUCAGCACUUACCUCGUCGACGCCUUCACCAUCUAUGCGGCGAGUGCUAUGGCUGCGAAUACAGUCUUCCGAUCUCUGGCUGGCUGCUUGCUUCCGCUCGCCGGGCCAAAGAUGUAUGAGACUCUCGGGCUGGGGUGGGGUAACUCACUGCUUGGGUUCAUUGCGCUGGCAUUGUGCCCGCUACCCGUCAUUUUCUACGUCUUUGGUGAGCGCAUUAGAACUAGCAAGCUGUUCCACGUGCAGUUUUAA
Molecule: messenger RNA, 1584 nt
Organism: Penicillium argentinense
Lineage: Eukaryota; Fungi; Ascomycota; Eurotiomycetes; Eurotiales; Aspergillaceae
Product: MFS transporter
Exons: 7
Coding region: 1-1584 (527 amino acids)
Biological process (GO): transmembrane transport
Molecular function (GO): transmembrane transporter activity
Source: RefSeq, a predicted model, not a curated record